AUGAGGGAGCGCAGGCUGGAAGGUAGUUACAGUUGUGGAUUUGACUAUUUGGAAGUUUAUAAUGGAGAUUCAGCAAAUACGACGAAACUGGGCAGAUUCUGUGGAAACCAAUUACCAAGAAGCCUGGUAUCAUCUGGACUCAAACUCUUCAUCGUGUUUCACUCGGAUUAUAGCGUGUCAGCACCGGGAUUUGUUCUGAACUAUUCAACACCAUUAGAUGUAAAUGAAUGUUACUUUGGAACACACAACUGCGCUAUUGGAGCGUCAUGUGUCAAUACGAAUGAAUCGUUUUACUGCAUUUGUGAAAACGGUUAUACCGGAGAUGGCGUAACCUGCACAGAUAUCAAUGAAUGUGAACUUGGAAUUGAUAACUGUCAUUCUCAAGCAUCAUGUCGCAAUACCAAUGGGUCGUUCGACUGUUCUUGCAACUUUGGCUUUAGUGGAGAUGGAAUAGCAUGCAACGCGACAAGACCUUCUAAUACAUCUAAUCCAGGCACCAUUCCACCCACUACUAAUCCAGGCAACGCGACAAGAUCUUCUAAUACAUCUAAUCCAGAUACGACGCCUUCUUAUACAUCAAGU
Dendronephthya gigantea is the source of this 582-nucleotide messenger RNA. Its product is annotated as cubilin-like. Gene Ontology annotation, molecular function: calcium ion binding. The transcript has 8 exons. The annotation marks the transcript as partial. Lineage: Eukaryota; Metazoa; Cnidaria; Anthozoa; Malacalcyonacea; Nephtheidae. The record is from RefSeq and is a predicted model, not a curated record.